CGAUAUCUCUUGAAAUAAAAUAAACACAAUUUUAUGAAGAACAAUUUUUGGGCCAAAAAUGAGAUGCGCAGUGUUAAAUUGCAAAAAUGCCAGAACUGCCUCUGAGAAAAAUCAAGAUUUAUGCUUCUUCAAGUUUCCGAGGAACGCAGAUUUAGUCAAGCAAUGGGUAUCUUUUUGCGGCAAUAAAAAUGCCCUGAAUGUGAAGAAUGCCAGCAUAUGCAUCAAACAUUUCAAAGAUGAGGAUAUCGUCGGGGCUCUUAAGUUCGAAUUGGGCUUGGCGAAGAAGAGGACAUUGCGGCCAGGCGCAGUGCCGUGCUUAAACCGGGAGAUAGAAACCAAGUCGGAAAAGGCUCGCAAAGAACGAAACCAAAAGCGGGAGAAUCAGAAACUGGUGGCCGAGCUUCUGGCGUAUGCCGAGGCAAAGGAAUUGGCCCAGGAUGACAAUGAACUCGCUCCCAGCAAUGUCCGAUAUAAUACUGUUUCGGCCCCGGCUUUCGUGAGUCCGCCGCCCAUUGAUGAAAGCGCCACCCUUCAGACCAUAUUACAUGAAGAUGACCCCCUCACAUCAGAUGAAAACCACGAAAGUCUAAACCAGCUCAAUAAGUGUCGUACUUGCUAUCGGGACUAUGAGUUUGAUCCGAAUGCCGAAGAUCCUUUUGACAAGGCCAACAGCGUUUUGCUGUUUCGCAUCGAAGUCAUUUGUGGAGUUUGGCUCACGAGCAUCGAUGGCGGACCACGUUUUAUGUGUCCCGAUUGUCAGUUGUCCCUGAACACUGCGAUCGAGUUCCGUGAGAAGGUCAUAAGUACGGAGGUGAUGCUAACGCAGGGGAGGCCCGUGUGUGAUAAACCAGCUGUCGAAGUAGAGUCGGUAGCAACAGAGACAGGUCAAGGGACAUCAGCUCCUGAGUGGACAUCAGAAUUGACAUCGAUUAAUAUGGAAGAAGACGACGAAGAAGAUCCACAGCACGAAGACAUUUAUGAUGAAUCAUAUAGCCCCAUGCAUAGCCCUAGCUCUAAUAAAAUUGAUCGUAUAGAAAUUAUAGAGCCGAUUGAGGAAAAUAUCGACGCUGCCCCAGCAGAUCCACUCAGCGUUGCCCGUGGUGCAAAAAUUCUAAACGAACUGAUAAAGGAAUUCAAAGGUCAAGAUAAAGUCAAAACCGAAAAGACAAAAGAAGAAACAAAUGCACCGAAAAAAGAGAAGGAACAGGCCAAUCCAAUUAAACCCAAAAUCCGGGCAAGACGCCAGGCCAAUCCCAAAUCGAAAUCGGAGCGGAAUCGCAUACGCCGCGCCCAGCUCAGAGACAAGCCCCUAACCCAUGUGUGUGAUCAAUGCGGGCAGAUAUUUCGUAUGGUGCACAAUUUACAAAUUCAUAUGCUUCGUCACAGCCGCACGAAGAACUUCGAGUGCCCGGAAUGCCCAAUGACAUUCUACGAUGCCUACAUGAGGAACAUUCACAUACGCGUCCGUCACAAGGGCGAGAAUCCAUUCGUCUGCAGAUAUUGCCCCGAAAGAUUUGCAUAUGCGGGGAAGCGUCAGAAGCACGAAGCUAAAGUACAUUGGGCACCCCCUCGCAUAAAAGUAAAGCGGAUAAAUCCCGCGCCAAGCCCACGAGCUAAGACGCGGUACUUUUGCAAACUAUGCGAUAAAAACUAUGUGUCGAAGUACGCUUUAGCCUGGCACACUAGAUCGCAUGCAGAGGCAAACGCCUUCAAAUGCCAGCAUUGCGAAAAGACCUACUCCGAGCCAGCGAAGCUGAAGAGGCACGAAAUGACUCACGGGGAAAGGCCACUGCAAUGCGACGUCUGCCUGAAGGGCUUCUAUCAGCGCACCAAGCUCAAAGCUCAUGAACUCAUACACACUGGAGAACGCCCCUUUCGACCCUUUCUUGCAGGUGUGAAAUUUGUAACGUUAAUUUCCGGUACAAAACUAAUUUAAAGACUCAUGCGAACACCAAAAUGCACCAGGAGAAUCUACUCAAAUCGGGAGAGAAUGUUAAAAUUGAUGUCGACUAGAACUAAAAUGUAUUUAUUCUAUUAUGGAGGCCUGAUGGUCGCCGUUUUAAAUUUACGACUCUCUUCAGGGUCCUCGUCAGUUCUUCCUUGAAAAUGAAAGAACCAUGUUCAAUAUCAAUCUUUAACCCAUUUUGGAAAAAGGAAAAAGUUUUAUAAAUAUACGAAUAAGAGGCAUCGUAGCUCCAUUGGCUAACAGGUGGAUAUUCGGAUUGAUUCGAACAGCCUCUGUAAUCUUCUUGCAAAAAAAAUUCCCAGCGGAUCUUCAGCUACUGCCGGAUAAUUAAAAUUAUAUUUGCCAUAUAUGUAAAUUUGUAA
Drosophila miranda is the source of this 2328-nucleotide messenger RNA. Its product is annotated as zinc finger and BTB domain-containing protein 11-like. The transcript has 5 exons. Gene Ontology annotation, molecular function: zinc ion binding. The record is from RefSeq and is a predicted model, not a curated record. Gene Ontology annotation, cellular component: nucleus. Lineage: Eukaryota; Metazoa; Arthropoda; Insecta; Diptera; Drosophilidae. The coding region runs from base 59 to 1936 and encodes 625 amino acids.